CCGCCACAACACCUGCCACGUACCACCGUAGCUGUCACGCUCUCAGUCACUCUCUCCCUCUCUCUCUCCGUCUUUCUUCAAAACUGAAAUUUGGUAUCUAUCCAUGGCUCUGUUGUUUGAAAAUGGAUGCUCACAGUCUCGUCGCCUCGGCAGCAAUCAACAUAGGCUUGGCUUUGAUAAUCCUCUCACUUUUCUCCGUCUUGAAGAAACAGCCUUCCAAUGCCCCUAUCUACUACGCUCGUCGUCUCUCCAAACGACAACACGUUCCCUUCCAUCACUCACUCACUCUUUCGCGGUUCCGCCCUUCGAUUUCUUGGAUUCCUCGCGCAUUUCGCUUCUCCGAAGAUGAAAUCCUCCACAUCGGCGGCCUUGAUGCUCUUGUCCUCAUCAGACUAUUCAAGUUUGGUAUCAAAUAUUUUGCGGUCUGCUCUGUUGUUGGAGUUACAAUACUUGUUCCAAUAAAUUAUUAUUCGCCGGAGGAGCCAACAAAAAUCAACCAUUCCAUGGAUUCUUUUUCAAUAUCGAAUAUCAAGAGAGGCUCCAACUGGCUAUGGGUCCAUUUUGCAUGCCUGUGGUUUAUAUCUUUAUAUGGAUUAUACCUACUGUAUAAGGAAUAUGAUGAGAUCUUGGUUAAAAGGAUGCAACAACUUCGGAACAUCAGAGAUCAUCCUGAUCAGUUCACUGCUCUUGUUAAGGAAAUUCCCUUGUGCAGUGAACACAAUGCUUAUGGUUGCAAUGUUGACCACUUCUUCUCUAGAAAUUAUCCUUGCAGUUAUCUAUCUUAUCAAAUACUAUAUGAUGGAAAAGAUAUUGAAGUAUUGUUGGAACGGGCAAAGUAUAUUUUAAGAAAGAUAAAGGACUUACGAGAGAGGUCUAAGAUCAAGAAAUCUAACAAAGGUUCCUUGCUCUUGGAUGCAUCUCAGAAGGAUGUGCUGGAAAUAUCCGUCCAGGAGGAAAUGUUUCAAGCACUUCUAAGUAAAGUUCAUCAAUUGCAGAGUGAAGACAUGCUUAAAAAAAGGGAGUUGCCUGUUGCCUUUGUUACAUUCAAGUCCCGGUGGGGAGCUGCACUUGCUGCUCAAUCACAGCAGCACUCAAAUCCAACUCUAUGGACAACUGAGAUGGCUCCAGAACCAAGGGACGUAUCAUGGAGGAAUCUAGCAAUCCCAUUUAAAGUUUUGUUGCUUUACAGAACUGGAGUUGUCCUUGCAGCAUCACUUCUUACGAUAUUCUUCGCUAUUCCAGUUACAGCGGUGCAAGGAAUAGCCAAGUUUGAGAAACUGAAAAAGUGGUUCCCGCCAGCCAUUGCGAUUGAGCUGAUACCAGGAUUAAGUUCUAUAGUGACAGGCUAUCUUCCAAGUGCCAUUCUGAAAGGAUUUAUUUACAUUGUGCCAUUCACAAUGCUGGCCAUGACAAAAGUUUCUGGUUCUGUCUCAAGGAGUAAGGAGGAGCUAAAGGCCUGUAGCAUGGUGUUUUAUUUUCUUGUGGGAAAUGUAUUCUUUUUAAGCUUGAUAUCAGGGUCGUUACUCGAUGAAAUUGGAGCAUCCUUUGCUCAUCCCAAGGAUUUUCCCAGUCAUCUCGCUAGUGCUGUUUCUGCACAAGCAGAUUUCUUUGUGACAUACAUCUUGACAGAUGGGCUGUCAGGUUUUUCUUUGGAGAUUCUGCAGCCUGGCUUACUUUUAUGGGAUGGCAUGAUGUCAUGUAUAUAUGGCCGAGGAACAGAGAAAAAUCCUUAUCUUUAUUCAUUACCCUACUUUAGGGCCGUCCCCUUCGCCUCGUUGUCAUUUCUUAUUGGUAUGGUAUAUGCCAUUGUUGCUCCGUUGCUGCUUCCAUUUCUUGUGGGCUACUUCUGUCUUGGCUACAUUGUGUACAUUAAUCAGAUUGAAGAUGUAUAUGAAACUACUUAUGAGACAUGCGGUCGGUAUUGGUCAUACAUUCAUCAUUAUAUUUUAUUUGGAAUCAUUCUCAUGCAAAUCACUAUGAUUGGUCUUUUUGGCCUGAAGUCAAAGCCAGCGGCUUCUCUAGCAACAGUUCCACUCUUAUUAUUCACUAUAAUGUUCAGCGAAUACUGCAAGAUCCAUUUUCUUCCUUCGUUUCGUCAUUAUCCCAUCCAGAAUGCGGUAGAAAAUGAUGAACUUGAUGAGAAGAAUGGUCGAAUGGACUUCAACUCCAAAAAUGCAAUCAAUUCCUAUCUCCCACCUUACUUACGACCCAAUGAGUUGAUGGAUUCAGAGUUGAGGUUUACACAACCGUUACUUUCUGCCGUCUGAUAUCAGUUUCUUCAACUCUUCAUUCCUUUUUUUUGUGAAUUUUGGACGAUAUGAGGCAUAUUGUUGUAUGAACAAUACCCGGCCACAGCUGCUAGUUCUUCCAUACAAGGAGCUUUGCUUUUUUACACCACUUCUCUGGGUCUAUUUCUGGAUGUUGUUCUCUGUUAUGCGUAUUCUACGAUCAAUUAAUUUUUUUUUUAAACGUGGAACUCACCCAGCUGACCACUAGACAAAAGACAAAGUAAA
Messenger RNA from Tripterygium wilfordii, 2513 nucleotides. RefSeq names its product CSC1-like protein At3g54510. The transcript has 10 exons. The record is from RefSeq and is a predicted model, not a curated record. Gene Ontology annotation, cellular component: plasma membrane. NCBI's taxonomy places the organism in Eukaryota, Viridiplantae, Streptophyta, Magnoliopsida, Celastrales, Celastraceae. Bases 123 to 2267 code for a protein of 714 amino acids. Gene Ontology annotation, molecular function: calcium-activated cation channel activity.